This is a messenger RNA of Meriones unguiculatus (Mongolian gerbil), 3271 nucleotides long. It is a transcript of the gene Tmprss6, whose product is annotated as transmembrane serine protease 6. The record is from RefSeq and is a predicted model, not a curated record. NCBI's taxonomy places the organism in Eukaryota, Metazoa, Chordata, Mammalia, Rodentia, Muridae. Gene Ontology annotation, biological process: proteolysis. The coding region runs from base 214 to 2694 and encodes 826 amino acids. The transcript is spliced from 19 exons. Gene Ontology annotation, molecular function: serine-type endopeptidase activity; protein binding.
UCGUUCAGUUAUAUUGUGGCCCUGGACCUGAAAGGAGGCCCAUGGAGCUUGGGGCCACAGGCCACAGGGGACAAGGGCCGGACACCCCAGCCAUGGUUCCAAGCCAUUGAUCCAACCUAAGCUGGCCAGCUGGGGGUGGAGAGACCUUGGCCUGGAUAAACAGAGGCUUCCAGGCCUGUGUGCAGGCCCGGCACCUACCUUCCACUCUUGAAGAUGCCAAGAUGUCUACGGCUCCCCUGUUCUACCAGGAGGCCCACCGCUGAGGUUCCCCAAGCGUCUGAUGGGCAGGGCAAUGGAGGUGAUGGACAGGAAGCUGCCGAGCCAGGGGGGAUGUUCAACACCCCAAAAAACACCAAAAGAAAAAACCGGGACUACCUCCGCUUCACACCGCUGUUGCUGGUCUUGGCUGCCCUGGCCUCAGCAGGAGUCACGCUUUGGUAUUUCCUAGGGUACAAGGCAGAAGCCACCGUUAGCCAGGUGUACACUGGCAGCCUCCGGGUGCUCAACCGCCAUUUCUCCCAGGACCUGGCCCGACGGGAGUCCACUGCUUUCCGCAGUGAAGCUGCCAAAGCCCAGAGGAUGCUCAAAGACCUGGUUGCCAGCACCCACCUGGGCUUAUACUACAACUCCAGUUCCAUAUACUCCUUUGGGGAGGGGUCCCUCAUGUGCUUCUUCUGGUUUAUCCUUGACAUUCCCGAGUACCAGCGGCUGACACUGAGCCCUGAGGUGGUGCGUGGGCUUCUGGCGGGGGAGCUACUGUCCAACAGCUCAACCCUGGCUUCCUAUAAGACGGAAUAUGAGGUGGACCCCGAAAGCCUGGUGAUCCUGGAAGCCAGCGUGAACGACAUAGUUGUACUGAAUUCCACGCUGGGCUGCUACCGUUACAGCUACGUGAAGCCAAACCAGGUCCUCCGGUUAAGGGGGCCCGACCAGCAGUCCACCAGCUGCCUGUGGCACCUGCAGGGGCCUGAGGACCUCAUGCUUAAAGUGAGGCUCGAGUGGACCCGGGUUGACUGCAGAGACAGGGUAGCGAUGUACGACGCGGCUGGGCCCCUGGAGAAGAGACUGAUCACCUCGGUCUACGGGUGCAGCCGCCAGGAACCCGUCAUGGAGGUGCUGGCAUCGGGCUCCGUCAUGGCAGUGGUGUGGAAGAAGGGCAUGCAUAGCUACUAUGACCCCUUCUUGCUCUCUGUGAAGUCUGUGGCCUUCCAAGACUGCCAGGUGAACCUGACGCUGGAGGGCCGGCUGGACCUGCAGGGCUUCCUCCGCACACCCUACUACCCCAGUUACUACUCGCCCAAUACCCACUGCUCCUGGCAUCUCACCGUCCCCUCUCUGGACUACGGCUUGGCACUCUGGUUUGAUGCUUACGCACUGAGGAGGCAGAAGUACAACCUACUGUGUACUCAGGGCCAGUGGAUGAUCCAGAACAGGAGGCUGUGUGGCUUCCGCACCCUGCAGCCGUAUGCCGAGAGGAUCCCCGUGGUGGCCUCGGCUGGCGUCACCAUCAACUUCACCUCCCAGAUCUCCCUUACCGGCCCCGGUGUCCAAGUAUACUACAGUUUGUACAACCAGUCAGACCCCUGCCCUGGAGAGUUCCUCUGUUCCGUGAAUGGCCUGUGCGUCCCUGUCUGUGACGGGAUCAAGGACUGCCCCAAUGGCCUGGAUGAGAGAAACUGUGCUUUCUCCCUUCAUCAUAGGCAAAUAUGCCAGUUAUCUGUCCUGGCCAGUCUUCUGAGAAAUAACCAAAAGGAGUCUGCAGAGCCACAUUCCAGUGCCAAGAGGACAGCACGUGCAUCUCACUGCCCAAAGUCUGUGACCGGCAGCCUGACUGUCUCAACGGCAGCGACGAAGAGCAGUGCCAAGAAGUGUGAGGACCGCAGCUGUGUGAAGAAGCCCAACCCAGAGUGUGACGGGCGGUCGGACUGCAGCGACGGUUCAGAUGAGCAGCACUGCGACUGUGGCCUCCAGGGCCCCUCCAGCCGCAUUGUGGGUGGGGCCGUGUCCUCUGAGGGUGAGUGGCCGUGGCAGGCCAGCCUCCAGAUCCGGGGUCGACACAUCUGUGGGGGGGCUCUCAUCGCUGACCGCUGGGUCAUGACAGCCGCCCACUGCUUCCAUGAGGACAGCAUGGCCUCUCCCAGGCUGUGGACCGUGUUCCUGGGCAAGAUGCGGCAGAACGCACGCUGGCCAGGCGAGGUGUCCUUCAAGGUGAGCCGCCUGUUCCUGCACCCGUACCACGAGGAGGACAGCCACGACUACGACGUGGCCCUGCUGCAGCUGGACCACCCCGUGGUGUACUCUGCCACCGUGCGCCCCGUCUGCCUGCCCGCGCCCUCUCACUUCUUCGAGCCGGGCCAGCGCUGCUGGAUCACAGGCUGGGGAGCCCUGCGUGAGGGUGGUCCCGGCAGCAGCACCCUUCAGAAGGUAGAUGUGGAGCUGGUCCCUCAGGACCUGUGCAGUGAGGCCUAUCGCUACCAGGUGACCCCGCGCAUGCUCUGUGCUGGCUACCGCAAGGGCAAGAAGGAUGCCUGCCAGGGCGACUCUGGAGGUCCACUGGUUUGCAGGGAGCCCAGUGGCCGCUGGUUCCUGGCAGGGUUGGUUAGCUGGGGCCUGGGCUGCGGCCGACCUAACUUCUUUGGCGUAUACACUCGUGUCACACAUGUGAUCAACUGGAUCCGGCAGGUGCUGACCUGAGGGGCUGUUCUACAGGGCUGGACACGCUUCCGGCCCAAGCUCCUGUCCAGCCAGGGCACAAGUAUUUUGUAGCAAGUGACCCUGCUGAGGUCUGUUCCCCCCAAGGCCUACCCCGGUGACAGCACAGAGAAGGAAUCUCAGCUGCCGGCUAGGAUGUCUCCUGAGAUUCAGGGGCCAGCCUCGUCAUGACUUCACCUCCAACCCUUUCUCAUUUUGGUCAUUUCCUCUCUCCCCCUCCUGCCAGUGUCUUGAGUGAGGUCUGGGGGCCAUGAUGCUGGCUCCCAGGUCUCAGCAGGAAAGUAAGAUUCCUUCCCCUUGCAAAAGCCUCUUGGGGAGGGGCUCGGAGAAUACAUUCCAGGUCGGGAGCUCCAACCCCGCCUCCGUGUACCUGGACAAAAGGUGCCUCCAUCAAGGGGAACCCUCAGAGCCCUUGAGACUGCCAAGUGGGCCACACCGUCAGCCAAACCAUGAGGCAGCCCCAGGGGCAGGUGUGUGCUGCAGCUCUGCCUGCUGCAGGGCCCUCCCCGCCAUUCACUGGAGGCCCACCGCCUGUUCUGAAAAUAAACCGCUUCACCAA